UAGGAUUUUUGCGGUUCUUGUUGUGAUUUGGCGGCACAAAAUGAAUUUCAACAUUUUUUCUCGUCUCCAUCAAGGGCUUUCACAUAGUCCAUUACUAGUUACUAUCCGAAAUGCAUCGAAGAAAACUGGUGGUAGUUCUAGAAAUUCUCCCAAACAUCCCCGUCCUAAACAUCGUGGUUGGAAGGUGCAAGAUGGACAUCAUGUGUCAGCUGGAACUAUUCUUGCAACUCAACGAACGACCCGGUUCCAUCCUGGAUUGAAUGUUGGUUUCGGCAAGAAUGGCACACUUUUCGCUAUGGAGCAUGGAAAAGUGUAUGUUACCUGUGAAAAGAUUGAUCCAAACUGGGAACACACUUGGGUGCAACGUUGCUACGCUGGCCGCGAAGGACAAACUAUUUAUAAAAAGUUUUUUAACGUUGUACCAGAGCCUCAGCAUCAACGGUUCAAAUUAAUAGAUGAGAUGUAAAUUAAACCGAUAGACAUUUAGCAAUUAUUAUUGAGUGCAAGUUUUAGUUCUAUAUUGCUAACAAUCGGAUAGCAUAUAAAUUGGAAUGAACGUAAUUUCUUUUUGCUUC
Anopheles nili is the source of this 575-nucleotide messenger RNA. RefSeq names its product 39S ribosomal protein L27, mitochondrial (gene mRpL27). Gene Ontology annotation, cellular component: ribosome; mitochondrial large ribosomal subunit. Lineage: Eukaryota; Metazoa; Arthropoda; Insecta; Diptera; Culicidae. Gene Ontology annotation, molecular function: structural constituent of ribosome. The coding region runs from base 41 to 466 and encodes 141 amino acids. Gene Ontology annotation, biological process: translation. The record is from RefSeq and is a predicted model, not a curated record. The transcript is spliced from 3 exons.